Molecule: messenger RNA, 1960 nt
Organism: Nymphalis io (European peacock)
Lineage: Eukaryota; Metazoa; Arthropoda; Insecta; Lepidoptera; Nymphalidae
Exons: 3
Coding region: 166-1947 (593 amino acids)
Molecular function (GO): protein binding
Source: RefSeq, a predicted model, not a curated record
AAAGUUUCAGCGUGCAAUUUGCUAGUUUAUAUUUUAACACAAAUUAAUAAAAUCAAGAAAGUUACACCGAAUGUAUUCAAAUUAAAGCAUUCGUUAACUACUUACUUGUCUAACUAUGUUUGUCUAAUUGUUAUUUAGAUUAGAAUUUAAAUUAUUUUUUUCAAUAUGUACAGAAAUAUGUUUUCUAACCCGGGCUCCAUUCAUGAUUUUCUUCUUAAAAACAAUUACAUUAAUAAAAUAUAUGAUGCUCUUAAGAAUGAAGAUUUAUCUGAAGUUGUAAUGGUAACAAAGAAGAUUAUUGAAACGACUCAAGAAUUAGAUCCAUUAAGCAAAAUCUCAAAAUGUAAAGAAACAUCUGAAAAAUAUCGAGAAAUGGGCAAUAAGGCAUAUAAUAGCAAUAAUUAUCAACACUGUUUGAUGUUUUACAACCAAGCUCUACUUCAUGCACCUAAUAAAUCAAAAGAAUUUAAAUUAGCCUUGAGUAAUAGAUCUGCGUUGUUUUUAAAAUUGAAAGAAUAUAGGGCGUGCAUUAAAGACAUAAGCACAUGUCUUCUAUCCGAAUGCCCCCCUGAAAUUAUUGGUAAAUUAAAUAAGAGGAUGGAGACAGCAACUAAGCUUAUUAAAUCUGAAGAAUUAAAAACAUUCAAUAAAAGUGUAGAAAUUUCUAUAAAUUGUGACAUAACUAGUAACAUCCAAGUACCAUGUGCUAGUACAGAUGUUACGUUCACGGGAUCAGUCUUGCCUAAAGUUUUAGCUUCAAAAGAAAUCAAAGUUGGGACAGUAGUUGCAUAUGAAAAAGCAUAUGUGAGUUAUACUGAUCCUUUAAAUGCCUUAUUUGCAUGCCAUUAUUGUCAAAGACAAUCAUUAAAUUUAAUCCCAUGCAAUAAUUGCACUGUUGCAUUUUAUUGUGAUCAAGAAUGCAAACUUCAAUGUUUUACUGAAUAUCAUAAAUAUGAGUGUUACUUGAUGGAUGCUUAUAAAAUUGUUUGUCCAAAUGCUAAGUUAUAUUUAAUGAUAAAGAGUCUUUUGAAAUUGACAACAAAGUGUAAUUCGUGGACAGAAUUAAUAAGAGAGUCUCAAAAUAUGGGGCUAGAGCGAAUGAAAAAGAGCUCGAUUGAGGAAAUUUUUGAUCGCAACAGCAUAUUCUCUGUCCUUAACAUAAAAGAUGACCGGCCAUUCAUUUACGGUUCUCUUUAUAAUACUAGUUUUAUAUGUGGGGUAUUACUUCAUUAUAUGGAAUGUAUACCAUCAUUCUUUCCAACUGAUUCAAAUCUUAAGCAACAAGCAAUGAGGGCUGUUAGUCGUAUCAUGCUUUUUCUUUGUAUACAUCAGGUUCCACAACAAUCAUUCCAAGUUGUAACCAACGUAACUGAUGGACUAUCAUAUAUUCAUCAAGUUAAAAAUUAUAGCAUAUACUCUUUCAUUGGGAAAUUGAAAACUUCAUGCAAUCCAAAUUCAUUUCUUAUCAACAAUAAUAGUAAAAUGAUAUUGCUUGCAAUUCGAACAAUUAAAUCUGGGGAAGAAUUAACAAUUUCCAGCCAGCAGCAUUGGCUUGAUGGUGACUUAGGGAGACAUAGUCGUAACAUCAAUAGCUAUUUGUGCUCUGGUACUGUUUGUGACUGUCCUAUAAGCAAUGGAGAAGGAUCAUUGAGAUGCAAAGGACAGUUGUCAAAAUCUCAACGGGUCUUCUACAAUAGUUUAAAUGUUAUUGAAUUUCAUGCUAAGUUAAAGUUGAGUGAUGUAACUGAAGUCUUUAAUUAUCUGCUAGAAAUAAUGGAUGUUCUACAAGAUGUACCAUAUUCAGAGGAAUAUGAUGAAAUAUUUAAACGAUUCAGAAAAUGUAUUUUUUAUUUUGAGGCCCUUAAAGGAAAUAAUGUGACUCUUGAGAAAAUAAGCUUCUCCUCCUCUGGGACUCGCACGGGUCGCUGCAUAGACCAUUCAUAUUGAAGUACAAACAUGC